CGCGUAAUCUACUACAUGACUCGGCCGCUACAUCUUCCUCCUUUCGUUGCCCAAAUUCUUUGUGGAUUACUGUUCAGCCCGACUUUGCUCGGUGAGAAUGACACUGUCCUCAAAGAUAUCUUUCCUUAUAGAUACACAAUGGUUCUGGAGACAUUCGCAAACUUAGCUCUCGUCUACAACAUUUUCCUCCUCGGUCUUGGUAUGGACUUGAAGAUGAUAAAAAUCAAGCAACGCAAGCCAAUAGUCAUAGCCAUCGUUGGCCUCGUUGUGGCUUUAUUGACCGGUUCUGGCUUGUAUUACCUUCCCGGUAACGGAGACGCCGACAGGAUUUUUUCAGGUUGUCUUUACUGGUCGGUUGCGUUGAGUUGUACGAAUUUCCCUGACCUUGCGAGGAUUCUUGCCGAUCUCAAGCUCUUGCGUUCUGAUAUGGGACGCACGGCCAUGAGUGCAUCCAUUAUUACGGAUUUGUGUACUUGGGUUCUCCUUCUUCUCGUACUCGUAAUGUUUAACAAACAAGGUGUAUCGAACGAUAUGAUGCUAUUCGCGUUAGUAUCAACCAUCGGUUUUGUCUUUUUCUGCAUCUACGUGAUUCGUCCUGGGGUGGCUUGGGCCUUCGCCAACACGGUCAAAGGAGGCCACGUUGGAGAAAAUCACGUAUGGUUCACUCUCGUAGGAGUCAUUUUCUGUAGCUUAAUCACCGAAGCAUUUGGGGUCACCUCAAUCCCUGGAGCUUUCUUGUUCGGUCUCUCGGUCCCUCAUGACCACAUAAUUCGGGAUAUGAUUGAAGAGAAGCUCCAUGAUUACCUCUCGGGAAUUUUGAUGCCUCUUUUCUACAUCAUCUGUGGUUUAAGACUCAAUCUUGGUUACUUGUCUACUAACACGAGCGCUGGAACGUUGGUGUUUGUGAUUUCUUCGUGCUUUAUGGUGAAGAUUUUGUCUACCGUUAUUUGCUCCCUCUUCUUGGGCAUGCCCUUGCGUGAUGGUUUUGCUGUUGGUGCCCUUAUGAACACCAAAGGAACUAUGGCCUUAGUCAUACUCAAUGCAGGACGUGACAGAAAGGCGUUGGACGUAAUAAUGUACACUCAUAUGACGGUUGCGUUCCUGGUGAUGUCAAUACUGGUGCAGCCACUUUUAACAUUGACUUACACGCCAAAGAAGAAAUAUUCUUUCUACAAAUACCGAACCGUUCAAAAACUCCAAGGAGAAGUAGAGUUUCGUGUGUUAACCUGUGCUCAUGUCCUCGCUAACGUCUCCGGCCUAACCAGCCUAUUACUGGUUUCUAACCCGACCAAGCGAUCUCCUAUCAACGUCUUUGCAAUUCACCUAGUCGAGCUAACCGGUCGCACUACAGCUUCGUUGCUCAUAAUGAACGACGAGACCAAACCUAAAGCUAACUUUUCGGACCGAGUCAGAGCAGAAUCCGAACAGAUCGCUGAUAUGUUCGAAGACAUGGAAGUGAACAACGACGCCAUGUUGGUUCAGACACUCACCGCGGUCUCACCUUACGCGACGAUGCAUGAGGAUAUUUGUUCGCUGGCCGAGGAUAAACGAGCCAGCCUCAUCUUAUUGCCUUACCAUAAGAAUUUGACAUCUGAUGGUCGGUUAGGUGAAGGAAACGAUGCGCACGAGAAUAUCAACCACAACGUUUUGAGCGACGCACCUUGUUCGGUCGGGAUAUUGGUUGACCGUGGCAUGACGAUUAUUCGGUCUGAAUCUUCUUCGUUCCAUGGCGAGACCACAGAUAAAGAAAUUGCAAUGCUAUUCAUUGGAGGCCGGGACGAUAGAGAGGCUUUGGCUUAUGCUUGGAGGAUGGUGGGACAAGAAAUGAUCAAGCUAACGGUUGUGAGAUUUGUCCCGAGCAGGGAAGCUUUAUUUGCGGCCGGGGAAGAAGCCGCUGAGUACGUGAAGGAGGCACAAGUGGACGAAGAGUACAUCUACCAGUUUAACUUCAAGACUAUGAAUGAUUCUUCUGUGACUUAUACAGAGAAAGUGGUUAUCGAUGGUCCAGAAACGAUCGCAGCGAUUAGAGAAAUGGAAGAUAACCAUUCUUUCGAUCUUUACAUUGUGGGAAGAGGGUACAAAGUAGAAACGCCUGUGACCGUGGGUUUGACUGAUUGGAAUACUAGUCCGGAUUUAGGGGUUAUAGGCGAUACAUUAGCUUCAUCAAACUUCACAAUGCAAGGUUCGGUUCUUGUGAUUCAACAAUUCUCAGCCGCCUAUAGGCAAACAGCAGGAAACAAUCAAGAACAUGUUGGCUGUGGAGCCAAGGUUGCCAAUGAAGCGAAGCCUUUAAUGAAUUCUCAUGGGGAGGAAGAGGAUGAUGAAAAUGAACAAUAUCAAAUGGGAAUGCGCAAAUAA
Molecule: messenger RNA, 2358 nt
Organism: Brassica oleracea var. oleracea
Lineage: Eukaryota; Viridiplantae; Streptophyta; Magnoliopsida; Brassicales; Brassicaceae
Product: cation/H(+) antiporter 21-like
Exons: 3
Coding region: 16-2358 (780 amino acids)
Biological process (GO): regulation of pH; proton transmembrane transport
Cellular component (GO): membrane; endomembrane system
Molecular function (GO): antiporter activity
Source: RefSeq, a predicted model, not a curated record